Toxorhynchites rutilus septentrionalis is the source of this 978-nucleotide messenger RNA. Its product is annotated as 18S rRNA aminocarboxypropyltransferase. NCBI's taxonomy places the organism in Eukaryota, Metazoa, Arthropoda, Insecta, Diptera, Culicidae. Bases 50 to 850 code for a protein of 266 amino acids. The transcript has 3 exons. Gene Ontology annotation, molecular function: rRNA small subunit aminocarboxypropyltransferase activity. The record is from RefSeq and is a predicted model, not a curated record. Gene Ontology annotation, biological process: maturation of SSU-rRNA.
AUUGUUUACAUAUUUUGGCCGGUUGAUCACAUUGCAAAAAUAUCCGAAUAUGAAUAAUUCACGUAAGCAUAGAAAGAAAAAUCUCGGAACUAAGAAUUAUGAGUGCCGCACGGAAAAACUUGCCGAAAAGGCUUCGGAACUAUCUCUGAAAUCGGAUGACGAAACCAACAGCGACGACGGUGAAGACAGCAAUUCUGAAUCAGAAACCUCCGGGGAUGAAUCGUCAAACAAUAAAUUUGAUUUGGGGAAACCACCCCAAUUCCCUGUUAGUAUGUGGGAUUUGAACCACUGUGAUCCAAAAAAGUGCUCUGGGCGGAAGCUGGCCCGCCAUGGUCUGAUCAACACUCUGCGUCUGGGGAAAAAAUUUCCCGGACUUGUUCUCACACCAGUUGGUGUAAACUGCGUGAGCCCGUUGGACAAAGAUAUUAUUUCAAGCUCGGGAAUUGCUGUUGUUGAUUGUUCAUGGGCACGAUUAGACGAAACCCCAUUCAAUAAGAUGAAAUCUCCUCAUCCUCGUCUACUUCCGUUCUUAGUAGCGGCCAACCCAAUAAACUACGGCAAACCCUGCAAAUUGUCAUGUGUGGAAGCGAUAGCCGCCUCUAUGUAUAUCACAGGCUUCAAAGAAGAAGCACUGUGGUAUUUGAGCAAGUUCUCAUGGGGGCACUCGUUUGUUGAACUGAACCAGGAACUGCUGGAUGGGUAUGCGGGUUGUAAAAAUAGUAAAGAAAUCCUGGAGGUACAGAACGAUUACCUCAAAAAGGCGGAAACCGAGCAGAACGAACGAAAGUAUGAACCGGAUUAUCCACCGAGCGAAUCAAGUGACGAUGAAGAGGCCGAAGAAGUAGGAUAAUAUCAAGUUAUUAUUGACAGUAAUGAAGUAUGAAACAUACCAGUAUGCGUUAUUGAAAAUAAAUAAGUUAUCAAAUACAAAAGAAAACGACAUCAGAAAUGAGCGAAAAGUUAAAAAUCGUUGUUAAA